Messenger RNA from Suillus discolor, 972 nucleotides. RefSeq lists its product as uncharacterized. Gene Ontology annotation, cellular component: nucleus. The coding region runs from base 17 to 868 and encodes 283 amino acids. The record is from RefSeq and is a predicted model, not a curated record. Lineage: Eukaryota; Fungi; Basidiomycota; Agaricomycetes; Boletales; Suillaceae. The transcript is spliced from 3 exons.
CUUGACUUCCACUAUCAUGGCAAGGCGCCGAAAGUGGCAGUGUAAUCUAUGCAACCGUACAUUUCGUUCCAUUCAUGCAUUGUUUGGCCACUGUCGCGACAAAGCGGCUGACCACCCCUUCUGCAAGGAUUGCAAGACACUAUUCUAUGAUUUUGCUGGACUGUAUCAGCACAUGAAUAACGUUCAUCGCAGCGACAGUGAAUCAGACGAGUAUGCGUUCGAGAGCGACGAUAUCGAAGAUGAUUACGAUAACGAAGAUGAUUAUGAUGACGAAGAACCGCCGUUCUGCGUGGGAUGCAACAGGUGGUUUGUUGACUUGGCAAAUCUUUAUCAGCACCUUGCUACCAGCUUAAAGCACAACUGGUGCUUUUUGUGCUCGCGCGAUUUUGCCACCCCGACUUCAUUGGAUCAAGCAAACCUGGAUUUCGAGUGUCCUCUGUGCUCAAAGAGAUUUCAGAUUCCUUCCUCGAUCGCCCUUCACAUUCAGUCGGGGGCUUGUCACAAUAUCUCACUAGCCCAAGUAACUGCGGCAGUCCAUGCACUCAAAAUAGUGCCUACGACUUCGGUCUCUCGCCACAUAGAAGGCGGAUCGACCCGCGUUGCGUCUUACUAUGUGACAGAGCGCGCAUUCAACGGCACUGCUUACGAGUGUUAUCUUUGCCACCUUACUUUCCGUACCUUGGGAGCUCUGAACUCCCACAUCAACUCUCCGGUGCAUGACGCGGAUGAGUUCAAGUGCCCAAAGUGCGAGAGGAAGUACAAGUUUGUUUCAGGCCUGAUGCAGCACAUUGAAAGCGAAGCGUGUGGGAUCGCGAGGUUCGAAGUGGUGGAGGACUUUACGAUGAGUUUGAUUGACCAGUUACUAUGAAGCGCUUGAAACUUUAACUUCGUUUGAAAAGGGAAUAUGUACUGUAAGUGUAACAUACAUGGUGUAUUUCUAUGAGAAAGUGAAUUAGAAUCGGCUUGUCUCUU